GAUGGCCGUCCACGUAGAGAGACACACCUGCUCCACGAAGGCUCCGCCCAUGAUGAGGGAUAAAGCCAUGUUGUAUGACUUCUUUCUCACUGCUGAAAAAUGUAGAAAAUACAAAAUGAUCCGUUGGGAUGGGAGCCAAACACAUAGACCAAAAGGUGGGGACCAACAACCAUUCACUAUCACAUUCACACCUACAGCCAAGUGUCCAAUUAACCGAAUCCCCAAUCUGCAUGUCAUUGGACUGUAGGAGGAUGCGGGAAUACCCGGGAAUACCCGGAGACAACCCACACGCACACGGAAAGUACAUGCAAACUCCACACAGAAAGGCCCUCGGUUCAACCGGGAUUCAAACUGGUAACCCUCUAGUUGUGAGGCAACAGUGCUAGCCACUGCAGCACCUUUCAUUUCACCCCAGAGAAAACUUGAUUAACCCAAUUAUUGAUGAAGACAAUGAGGUUUCAGUAUGGUUUUGCUAAGAGCUAAAGCCAAAUCACAACAUGCUAACAUCUAUGCUACAAUGCCAACGUUGCUAGCAUAUUAACAGACUUUUUUUAGUGUAGUAUGCUAACAUAUGAUAAUUAGAACAUUUUAAUUGUUUGUAAAUGAAUACUAAUGCCCUACUGUAAUGAAAUAUACAAUAAAGCACUAGGCUAGAUAAUUAGUACAUAGCUAUGUUUGUCAGAAAUUGAUAAUAACAAGUAAUGCUAGUUAUGAGGCACUGAGUGAUUGAGAGUUGGUGCUGUGUGUGUUUGUCUGUCCUGCUAUAUUCACUGACCUUGUCAGGACCAGUAACUGGGACCAAAACCUGGUCCUCAUUAGGCAGGAGCUCAAGAAGCGGGUAAGUUUAGGUAAGAUUUAAGAUUUGAAUUUAGGUUGGGCUAAGGUCAGGGUCAGACAUUAACUGGAUGAAUGGAAGUGCUGAAUAGCUGUGUGAGUGUGUGUGACUGUAUUUUUGUAUGGCUAUCAUGUGAGGACAUUUUGGGAAGGUGUGAAAAUUUUGGUUGGUCCUCACGUUCCGUCACCCUUUUGAAAAGGCUUUUUGAGGGUGAAGGUCAGGGUAAGGGGCUAGGGAAUGCAUUAUGUCUAUGAAUGUCCUCACUGUUAAUGCUGGGCAAACGUGUGUGUUCUUGUGUAUCUUUGUGAGGACCAAACCAUAGGGAGUGAGGACAUUUUGGCUGUUUCUUACAUUCUGUCACACCUUAAAAUGACUUUUUGAGAGUUGAGACUUGUUUUUUGGGCAUUUAGUUGUAAUGGUUGAGGUCAGGGCAAGGAGUUAGGGAAUGCAUUUUGGUCUAAGAAUGUCCUCACUACAAAUGCUGUGCAAACAUGUGUGUGUGUGUGUGUGUGUGUGUGUGUGUUACCAAUGAGCAGAGGGGAUUCGUUCCUGCUGUUUGUACUGUGUGGGGAAGCGCCGUGCUGCAGCAGCAUCUUGACAUUUUCCACCAGACCGGCCUCCGCUGCCAGAGUCAGAGGAGUUUCUCCGUCCUCCGUCUGCUCCUCCAGGGUCAACUCUGUGGACGUCACCACCACUAACACAACACACCAACAGCGUCAGUGUGUGUGUGACACAGUGACUCAGCCUGUAGGCGGCCUCUCUCCACCACGUCAAAAGACUUCACCAAUCUGUCUGGAGUAAAAACAGACUGCCAGCCCACCAACUUUCACUACAUGUUUGAACAUCACACACACACACACAGCAGAGGAAGCAGGAGAGAUGAGCUCUGUCCUCGGACCAGGAAAACUAGUUUUCAUGCACUGGAUUUAAGCAGCCACAGAUUCUUGCUCCAUAUGAGGAAGAAAAUCUUGAAAGCACCUUGUCUCUUCUUGAGUCUGUUCACGAGUUUGAAUCUCUGCUCUGGGAAAUUUGGGACGCCGAUAACUGAUGAUGUGAGCAAGCUGUCGCUACUGAAGCAGAAUAUCCCCUCAGAUUAUGAAAUUCCUAUUAGUUACAUUCCCAAAGAAGUGGCUGGCACGUGCUGGGUGGUGUUAAAUAUCUAUCCUUUAGAGCAGAGUCUCCGGAAGCUGGCCACCAUGUUUGGCGUCAUCUCCUCCAACAAAGAGAACAUAAUUGUCUUCAUUGCUAUGCUGAAGAGUUUACGCUUCACCUUUGAUCAUGAGGAACUGGAAACGGCGAUGCAGGUCUUCCAGUGUCACUACCGGGAAGGGAGUUUAAUAUCUGGCCUUUACUUCGACUACAUCAAAGAUGUCCUACAGGCUGCGACUGAAGAAACAUCCAACUUCUCGUGCCAGCCACCACCGUGCCUUAAUACUCAACAAACACCAGGGGGUCUGGAGGAUGGUCAUAAUUACAGCUGGUCUUCGAGAACGCCCAUGCUUCUGGCGCUCAUCCCCUUCAUAGCCUGUGUUGUUCUUAUCGCGUGGCUGGUCAAGUCUGGAAGACGUUUACCAGUGUGCAACACUGGAAAUAACCAAGCACCUUCUGACGCGAUCCCAAGUGUGUCUGUCUCCAUCCCACUUCAGACACUCGCCCACGCUGCUGACACUCAGCCAGCGGGGGAAGCAAUCCCUGAGCAUGAGAGUGGAUGAAGCACAAAAUUACAUUAUGGAGAGAAGGAAAACUCAGACAGCAGUUUAACAACUCAAUGUCCCGAUUGUCCUGUUGUUUGGUGGAAUCCUGCUGGAUUACCAAGUCAGGUCUGACACUAUUCUGCUUUUGUGGACACCUGCUAUGAAGAAGGGUGUGUCACACAAACUUAUCAGGCUUUUCUAACACCUAACCACGCGAUGGAGCAGAGGAGGACACCAACUGAUUAUCUGCCAAAAUAGCUGACAUAGUAUAUAAAUCGUCAGCUGCCUUGGACAGUGUUUAAGAGCAUUUUUGCUGGCCUGUUGUGAGCGGACCUCGUCUUCUCUGUCGUCCUGUCUCCAGUUUUGAACUGCAGUCAAAAGUAUUUAUGGUGCCACAGAUCAAAAUGACCUCACGCUCUUUGGAGGACAUCAUUUCAUCCUGAGAUGGGGACCUCCGUGUCAUUAUCUCGUCAACCGUGUUCUGGCAGUUACACAGACUGAACCCCAUCCCGCGCCUGUCUAACGGCUCCGACAGAUAAAAGCAUUAUGGGUUUGCAUAAAACAACUGCGAUUCAACAGGGGCUCGGUCUUGUACUCGUGGUCGAAAUUGUUGUGAUCUGUGAUCCGUCACAAAUUGUGAACCUGCUCGUCACAAACAACAUGCCAAGCAGCUCAACAAGUGUCCUACAUUGUGUAUCAAAGAUCUGACCAGAUGGCAGAUAGCCAUCGCCAGAGGCACUUUGAAUCCUGUCAUUGUGUUCCAAAGCUGCUGCCCAGUGAUCCAUAGCUGCUACUCAGGCUCAGUGAGUGUGUUUUGCGUUUUUUAAUGUCUCAUUCACUGAGUCAAUCACGGCCAGUCAUGGGAACAUGACUCCCUGGUUGUGUAGCUCAUGUACUGUAUGUGUCAGAGAGAGGGGGAGCGAGAGACAGGACAGUCAGGAUGAGAGAAAGUGAGGGAGAUUAGGAUAGAUAGAUGGAUGGAUGCAUGGAUGAGCUCAGUGAGAAGCAUAAGGGGGGCUUGUUCUCGUCACAAAAGAGCUGCCCGUAGGCUGGAGGAAAUGCCAGUUACAAACACGACUGAUGUCGACAGAUCCUUAUGAAUCAACAGGCAAAGAAUCUUUCCAGACCGCAGGCGUUUUAGCCUCAUCUGCAGAGGAAGGUUAGUAUUUCAAUAACAACUUUCCGUCAUCAAAUGAUUUAUUUCAAGGAAACGCAUCGAGGACAUGUGGAAAUAUGCGCGUAUAUUCAAAUGUGCUCCUGUUGUGGACAGCGUCUACGCGUUAUCCUGACGUUUUAGUGAACAGUGUGUAUGAUUUUUUCAUUUUUGUAUGUCGUGAAAAUGUGCAUUUGUACUUAUAUGAAAUAUUUAACUUAUUUUGCUACAAGAUAAACCACUUACUUUGUGUGAUUAACAUUUCCAGAAUAAUGUAAAGGAGGUAGACAAAAUAGUGUGAACACUCAGGGAAAAUAAAAACGUUACUAUGAGCUAACUGAGGUAUGUAAAUCAUCAGGGCAAGUGUAUUUCUGCAGCAGUGGGUUAUAUGAGCUUGAAUAGAUGCAUUGAUCCCCACAAUAUACACACAUGGUAUUUAUCUAUUCAGUUUAUAAUGAUGACUGUGACUUAAUAUUUCCUAUUUUUCCAUUUCUUUUUUGGCUUCGUCCUCAUUUCUUUGCUGGAUCCUAUUAUUGUGAGAACUAUUUAAAGGUCCAUUGUGUAAGAAUUUCUGACAUCUAAUGGUGAGAUUUCAACAAAUGGAGGAGCCCUCUCCCCACUAACCCCUUUUCCUAAGCGCCUCAAGGAACCACACAUACCAGAAAGUGUGUUGUUUGUAUUUGUCGGUUGCUGUAGAAACAUGUUGGUGCAAGAUGUCAGCCUCCAUGGAGCAAGGCCCUUGCCUAAAAUGCAUUUAAUCGGUUUAAUUUGUUACAAAAACCUUAUGUUUUUAUUUUAAAGCAGUUAUACACUUGUACAAACAUACUUAUGGGUAUUAUAUUCAACUUCUGCAAAUAAACCCUCCGAGAUGUUACACACCAGACCGUCAAAGGCAGGCUAUUUGCAUUUUUAUUGAUGAUCAGCAGUUUAUAACAAUGAUUUCAACAAUAUUGUAUUUUUUAUGAAAAGUAAACAUUAUUUUGUCUACUCCCUGCAGGGUCCCUAUAAGCGAAAUUAUUUUGUCAGUGUUGUGUGCUCUGAUAGUAUUUGUCAAUAAUAAUGUAAAGAUGUAUAAACGUUAGUGUUGUUGCUAUUGUAAAAAUGGUGCCACACAUAAAGUCUGAAUGUUUCCUAGAGAGUGCUGAAUAUAAAAACAUUUCAAAUUCUGAAAGAUAUGAAGAGAAAAAAAAUGGCUUUUGGUUUUUUUACACAGAGCCCAUAUUCAUGCAGAACGUUGAUAAGUCAGAACUUCCUGACCUUAAAAGGGUUCAAAAAGAGGUUAGUUUUUUUGAUGACACUCUUGAUUACACAAAUAACGACAUGAAUGAAAUGUUUGGUGAUUACGUUUGUAUUAAAAUUGUAAUAAAAAACUAUUUGUUUCCAUGUAUCACAAAAGCACUGCUUUUCA
Molecule: messenger RNA, 5090 nt
Organism: Solea solea (common sole)
Lineage: Eukaryota; Metazoa; Chordata; Actinopteri; Pleuronectiformes; Soleidae
Exons: 8
Coding region: 1669-2547 (292 amino acids)
Biological process (GO): cell adhesion; positive regulation of cell population proliferation
Cellular component (GO): plasma membrane
Molecular function (GO): stem cell factor receptor binding; cytokine activity
Source: RefSeq, a predicted model, not a curated record